This is a messenger RNA of Leptomonas pyrrhocoris, 1081 nucleotides long. RefSeq lists its product as hypothetical. The transcript has a single exon. The coding region runs from base 353 to 1081 and encodes 242 amino acids. Lineage: Eukaryota; Euglenozoa; Kinetoplastea; Trypanosomatida; Trypanosomatidae. The record is from RefSeq and is a predicted model, not a curated record.
GCGACUGGUGACUCUUUCGAGGGAACCCCGUCCAGUACACGACAUACCGUUUUUGCGAUCUCUUUUUUUUUCCUGCUGUCUUGUCCUUCACGUCUUCAACGAAAAGAAAACGCGUCCACUGCCCUCAAGUAUUCUUCGUUCAAAGUCAGCUUGCCAAAUCACAUCUGAAAGAAAAGUAGUCUCUUUUUUUUUGGUUUCGACUCCCAAACGAAGUACACACACACACACGCACGCAACGCCGCUUACACAAUUGCACUAUCGAAAGUGAAGAAGUGCGCUUUUCAUUAAAGGAAACACACACUCCUUAAACAGGCAGCUACAGAAGGGAAAAAAAAGAGUCACAUCAACAGCAAUGUCAACUACUAUGUCUGUUGAGGCGGAAAGCAUGGUGACGGUGAUGCUGUCAUCCGACGACUCCGACCCGUCCUCGCCGUGUGACCAGUUCGAGCAAAGCUUCUCCUCCAUCGCCAGCUCUGUUGGGCCACUCUUCACGCCGCGCACAGACAGUUUAGUGGUGAAGGGGAGCAACAUAUUCGUCGAGUCGUCCGAGGACGAGGGGGAUGAGGAGGAGGACGAGUUCAACGACGGCGCAGAGGAGACGCCGACGACGCUGGCGGAGCGGGAGCGCCAGGAGCGCCGCAGCUGCCUCCGCUACGGCCCCACUCGCGCCGACCGCAGUCACGACCGCCAGUGCAUCACGGCGGCGCAUCAGAACUCGCUGAACAAGUCCAUUCUGCGCCUGUCGAAGGAGGCGAUGGUGGGUCGGAAGGAUCACCAAAUCAUGCUGCGUCAACUCAUCAGCGUGGCCUACUACCGCGACCCACACCGCGUGGCAAACCGGCAGCUAUGGCGCAAGAUCAUGGCCGCCAUCGGCAAAGAGUACUACGGCUCUAAGGCCAUUUUCUCGCUCUCUCCGGACCCAUACGAGAGUGUCAUCGCAAAGCUGUCGUCGAUGAUGCUGUGGGACGGCAACAUUCGCCAAUGGGCCUACGGUUACUGCGAUGCGGAGAUGACGCGCCGCCGCAACGCGCAGGUAGAGACGCUGUCGAAGCUUCAGGAGUCCGGCAAGCUGUUCUUGUAA